Molecule: messenger RNA, 462 nt
Organism: Colletotrichum navitas
Lineage: Eukaryota; Fungi; Ascomycota; Sordariomycetes; Glomerellales; Glomerellaceae
Product: endoribonuclease L-PSP
Exons: 2
Coding region: 1-462 (153 amino acids)
Source: RefSeq, a predicted model, not a curated record
AUGACCUCGGCAGCAAGUUCGCUCGGUUUUCUGGAACCCAAUUAUACUUCCCCCGCGGGCGUCGAGAUCUAUAACCCUUCCACACUUUUCACGCCAACUGGGCCAUGGAGCCUGAUGUCGAAGGCUGGCAAUACCCUCUAUGUUGCCGGUAUGCGAGGGAUCUACUCUUCCAACGAUACGCUUGCUCCGGUCGGGAUUGAGCGAAUUCGCCAGGCCUAUGCCAACAUGAUCCAACUCGCCGAGCUGGCCGGCACUGAUCGUUUCUCGGCGGUCCGUCUAGUUGUCUACACCACGGACAUGUAUCGGUACAGGCCGCUGUGCAACCAGGCACAGACGGAGUUUUGGGGUGAAGAUCCCAAUAGACACCCUCCCCGGUCAAUCAUUGAAGUGCAGAGGUUGAAUGACGACGACAUCGUUGAAGUGGAAGGAACUUUCCUGGUCCCUUCGACUCAAGGUACCUGA